GACAGCGUCCUCACCACAGCCAGCGGCGCCGGCGCGGCCUGGCCGGGGGGCCCGGGAGAGGCGGCCAUGUCCACCCCCUUCUCCAACAUCACUCUACGGCUGCCCGACGGCUUCCAAAACCUCCUGGAGGGGCUGGCAUGGGAGGUGCUGCGGGCACAGCCCGCCGAUGUGGUGGCUUUCGCCGCUCAGCACUUCCAAAAGCUGCUGGAGCAGAGAGAGGGCAGCUCAGCCGACCCGGAGGCGCGGGAAGCCCGGCAGCAGGACCACCUUCUCCCCCAGCCCCCCGUCCAGGACGAGGAGAAAGAGGACAAGGAGAAGGAGGAGAAGAUGGGGAGCACGGGCACGGUAAGGGACACAGCGCCCGCACCCAAAACCGGGCUGUUUGAGCCCAAAAAAGCAUCCGGGGCCGGAGGCGGGGGGGAGGGGGGGGGGAAACUGCCAGCACCAAACCACCAAAAUUCCUCCCCAAAAAUCCUCCCUGGGGAUGCGGCAGAGAGGAACGGAUCCCCGGGGGGAGAGGGGGACGCACGCCCCCGUAACCCUCUGGAAAAGGGCCCCCCCCGGGGCCUGCUCCAAAUCCCCCGUUUGGCCCCCCCCCAAAAAAACCCCAAAUUGGGGGACGGUGAGGAGGAUGAUGAUGAUGAUGCCGGUGAUGGCAAAGAGGAAGGUCAGUGCCACCAGACCUCCGAGCAGGACACGGCCCCGUGA
This is a messenger RNA of Chroicocephalus ridibundus (black-headed gull), 708 nucleotides long. It is a transcript of the gene SPA17, whose product is annotated as sperm autoantigenic protein 17. Bases 67 to 708 code for a protein of 213 amino acids. The transcript has 5 exons. The record is from RefSeq and is a predicted model, not a curated record. Lineage: Eukaryota; Metazoa; Chordata; Aves; Charadriiformes; Laridae.